Messenger RNA from Fusarium redolens, 3339 nucleotides. RefSeq lists its product as uncharacterized. Lineage: Eukaryota; Fungi; Ascomycota; Sordariomycetes; Hypocreales; Nectriaceae. The transcript is spliced from 5 exons. The record is from RefSeq and is a predicted model, not a curated record. Bases 51 to 3179 code for a protein of 1042 amino acids.
CUUCACAACAUCAACAGCACAAUCCACUACGAGAUGCGACAAACUUCGCCAUGAGAGACCCUACAUUUAUUCAAAACUGGAUUAAUGCAGUCGACCUGAAUAAGGACAUCCAAAAUACCACAGACCCCAAAACUACGGGCAAGCGGGCAUAUCCAAGUCCUGAGCCUGAUGAAAUGAGUGACUUGACUCCAGAGAGGACCAAGAAGAGAAAAACAGCCAGCACCGAUGACGACGAUGGGAUCGAGGACGUAGAUGCUGAAACAACACCGAGAGCACUAUUGAUGCCUUCAAGACCAGCACCAUCUCCGUCACCCUCGCCGACCAAGUCAUCUGCCAGCAUCAGAUCAGCAAGUCUGAGAUCCAGCUCUCAAGCUUCAUCCCGCGCAUCAUCCUCGCGCCGCAAACUCUCGAACCUAAGCUUAGUAGAGCACGGUGUCCAGCGACAACAACUAAACGGUCCCAAUACUCCUAACCUUCCGCAACCAAUUGUCGAUGCGCUCAAGACGAUUCAGCGCCUGGAACGGGGCAAACACGUCUUUGCAUCAACCUUAGACAGGAGCAGAUUUACAUCCCUACUGGACGUGAAUGAUCUAGAUGAUAGGGCUUUCGCCACGGAUAGGGAUGUUGGAAGCCAUUUAUCACCGGAAGAUGUUGAUGAAAUCUUGGCUGAUGCUGAGAGAUGCUUCAAGAUGGACCAUGACGAGGGUGUUUGGAAUGUAGAGGUACACCAAUAUUUACUAAAAAAGGUUUUGCGGAGAUCUGGCUCCAGCCGCCUUGUCGAUUUCACACUCUGUACCACUGCCCCCAUCAUUCGCGACUAUCUACCUCCCCGUACAGCGGAGAAAAGAGUAGACUUUUGCUUCUUUAUUGACCCGAGUUGCGAUCCCUCCUAUAAACCAAGGAUCGAAACCCUUGUAAAGUCGCUUCCCGAAAUGAGUAUCAGCCAUACCUCCUACGGACCUUUGCGCGUACGCCCAACGACAGUAAGUCUGGAGACUAAGAGACCCGGGAAUGAUUUCGAUGGUGCAAUCCUACAAAUCAGCGUUUGGCAAUCAGCUCACUGGGUCAUGCUGCGUUCACUACUGAGCCGAACAUGGCCAGGGAAACAAGCCUGCGGACUGUCGAGGAAGGAUUACGCCAACAAAGGCCUUAGGGAACUGGGCGCUUUGCACGGCAUAGUGAUUCAAGGUCAUGACUGGAUAUACGUCGCGACAUCUCCAGAGUUUGUCAAUGAGGAGGGAAGGGAAUCUACACGAACGCAACUUUGGCUUUAUGAACCAAUUGGGCGCACAAAUACUGCGUUCGGCGUGCAUAAAGUCUCUGCAUUCCUUGAAUUUUUAAAGACGUGGAGCCUACAGACCUAUUGGCCAUGGUAUAAACGAUAUUUCCUUGAUGAUAUUGCCGAUGAGUUCAUCGCCGAGACGAACGACGAAGCUUUCGACGGGACACGUGCUCUUGACCUCCUACAACGCCGAGUUGUCCUUGACUAUGGCAGCAAGAAGACAGGGUCGAGGCCUGCGAGCGAGGAGGACGAUUAUUAUCCCGUCUUUCGACUCGAUUUCGUCAGCGUCGUCGGUCUGCCUCGUCGGCCGAUCUGUCGGUCUAGCCACUUCUUCGAUAACAUCACCAUAUCAUUUCGACAGUGGAACGCCACGUACAGCGCCAAGCAUGUGCAGGGCAUCGAUUUCGACCUGACUGGCCGCACCUUUCGCAUAGCUACCGGCGCCACCAGGGAAGCCUGGUUUAUCGUCAUGCAUCCAAGUCAGAGAGCUGCUGGUGCCAACAACCCCCGCCGGCGACACGAUACAACACAUACAAGGACUGCUAUUGUGCAGGGUCGUGCUCUGAUGCUUGCGUCGUACAUCAAGGACAUCUUCCUCCGAGGCGAGCUCCUUGGCGAAGGAGUUGAGCCGAGAUGGACUCUCUGGGGCAAGGAGACGCAGAUGAUAGCCUUUGACAAGUGGGUCAUAUUCCAGACACUAUUCAUGGAUGGCUGGACGGGGUUCCUCGAGAGGUUUUCUGCUCAAGGCGAUGCUUUCUGGGCCUAUCAUCAACCUGCUUUCCAUGCGUACGACUAUGGUGCCAACAUCAACAUAGAGGUCAACGAAGGCAUAGCCAACCUCGAAGAAGAAUCCGUCAUCAGAUCAGCCUACUCUGACGAGCCGAGUGAUGAGAGCGAUGAGGGUGACGAUGAACAGAGUAGCUUGCAGACAAUGCAGCAAGUAUGGGACCACGAUGGAGAGAUGCAUCGCCGAUAUGACGUCGAAAUAGAGGAUGACGACGGCCUAUUUGCGACAAACGGGCCAGAUAACAUCGCCCCCCGAUCACCUUCCAACUUCAGCCCCGGGGGUACCGACGUGGAUCAUCGAGGCCGUGAGGAUGAAGUCGACGCGAACGGGUACAACGGCGACGACGACAAUGGUGACAAUGAGCGGGAGUGGAGGUUUCUCGAGUGGAUGGACGAGUCUGAAAACAGUUCUAUGAGCCAGCCCACCGGGACACGGCUACAAGAUGAGGGGAAUGAAGACAAUGGGCAGACCGAUCCUCAUCAGCAGUCAGUAGGCACAGGUGCUGAGGACAACGACGACAUCCGUCAAAGGCAAACACCGGACGUCUCACCAUCCAGUCUGCCUCCGUCGUCAGCAUCAGAGGAUCAGAGGGAAUAUGAUGCGUUGUACAGUCCUGGUCUGAUGCGAUUGCGUGAAGCCCUUGAAGCGAAGUACAACCUCGACAACAUCAGCCACGUCUCCUACGCCCUGGCUGUUGACGUCAAUUGUACCGCAGCAAAUAAGGAUCCCGAUGCAGAAGGAAGACCAGGUCCUCCUGUGUGUCUACUUGCCGACCGUAACCGGGUGGCUGGGGAGUUUUACGGGAGCAACUAUACCUUCUACCCACUAGGAUUUCACCCUGACAAUUAUUGUUUGCGUCGACAGCCUAAUCAAGCAUGUAGACCAGAAAUGCGCCGCAUUUCCACUUUUGCACCAAUCAGAGUCUCCAUUUUCCUACCUCGAAUUUCCCCUCUGGAAAUGCGCCGCAUUUCCAUUUGGGCCUGUAAACCGAGAACGCGAAAUGCGCCGCGUUUCCGUCGGCUGACCCUUGUCAAGUACAACAGCUUGACUACAGACCUAAACAACAACAUACAUGAACGUUGUCUAUUGAAAUUCACAUGCUCAAAAUGACUGCCAUUUACAACUGGCAGCUCACUAUCACCAUCAACUCGUUAGCAAAAAAAUAUUGGCCAAGACCUUGGCAGUUACCGCUGGCGUCGGCAAGCGCGGUGACAUCUUACAACCAGCGUAACUUCUCACCCAAUGGCUGACAAGCAACAAUGACGACGCC